GUAACUGAAUCUGGUAGUAUAUAUAUAGGUAAUCCCAAAGCAACUAAUAUCAGUAAGAUCGAAUACCACCUCGAUAAACGAACUGACUUAGAUCCCAUUUAAGAAAAGAAUUACACUGCUGAAGUCCUCUUUUAAAUUGUGAAUUGUAGAAACAUAAAAAUGAAGAUUAUCCAAUUUCUCUUCAAGGUUGCAAUAUUCCUCUUCAACUUCACCUCGAUUGUGUCAUCAGCGGCAAUUCCGACUCAGUGUGAAAUACCCACCAGUCUGAAAGUCCAAUACGAGAGUCUGUCCAGUGCAGCCAUUGGCAAUAACUUUUUUCUACCAGCUGAAAUGUCUCCAGCCGGAAGUAAACAAUCACUGAUCGACGGGAAUAAAACUUGCCCAACAUCUACUGCUUCUACAGAUAGCAUACGUGAACGCUCAACCUGUCCUUGGUACCUGAACAUAACUCAUGAUUCAACAAUUUUCCCUCCAUCACGUACUGAAGUAGUGUGUCGCUGUACAAAGUGUUUAGACACUGACAACAGCAACCAUCAAUGUGUGAUGGUAUAUACUCCAAUGACUGUCCUGAAACGUACAGGUGAAUGUGUUGAUGGACUGUAUGUGUAUAAACCAAGUGUCAUCCAUGUAGCCACAGCCUGUGCGUGUGCACGGAAGGUUGAUGUCAUUAAGAAAGAAAUUGAGCCGGAAUAUGAGACGUAACAAAUGCUAAAAUAAUUAAAUGUACACUGCAUAUCUCGCAACAGUUAUUCAUAAUUUUAUGAAACUUAUGUACACCACUAUGUGGUGAUUAAUGCAUAGAUGCAUACAUGCAUACAUACAUUAGUAUGUAUGUGUGUGUAUUUGUUUUAACAUACACAUUAUAACAUCGACAUUUGCAUAUUUAAAACAAAAAUCUUCUUGCAAUUUUACUUAAUCAUCAGUAACUUAUUUCAUUAUAUCUGUACAUAUUAAAUCAUUCACAAAAUCAUUUACGAAUUAUUUAACCACACAAAAGGUUAUGUCAUCUUUUAUUUAAACACACACACACACACGCACUGGUACGUUGACUCAGUCAGAAACACCCACGCACAAUUUCACACACACCUAUACAGACUUAUGUGUAUACUUCCUAUUUUCAUACUUGACGCCGAUUAGUUAGCUGAAGCUAGAAAUGACCGGACUUUUUCCUUACAUUUAAGGAUCAGAAUGUGUCAAUUGAUGGAAAGAUGUCUUCCCAUUUGAAAGGAAAUGAAAAAAAAAAAAAGACACGAUGAGGUAGAAAACCUUUAUUAAAUACAUAAAUCUAUUGAAUUUUAUGAUUUCAUGAUGAUAUUAUCACAUUAGUUUGAUACUUUGAAUGAAAUUUAUCCUUACAAAAUAAAAAUAAAACAUUACAGAAAUUCAAAUCAUUCAUCUCAAUGUCUUAGCACACAUUUGCGACACAGAGGUUAUUUACAAACCUAUACAUUUCUCUGGUUCUGCUUCGGCAUUUCGUUUUCACACAUGUAUGUCUGACUUUAUUUCUAGAGGUGGCUGUUUCCUCAAUAAGGCGUUUGAUAGUACAUGAACAGACGUGAGGUGAAUCACCAUGAAGUUCUUCAACAACUUUUUUUGAAUAUAUUCCCUUUGGACUAGCGACUGAGUUGCAAACACUUGUGUAUGUUACCCACAUAUCUAUAAGAGCAACAUCUCAAAUAUAUUUUUUUUUAAACCGUGCAUUGGCCAUAAUCUACUGUUUGCUUUGACUGAAUGAAGCCGUGCCAUUUGGUCAAGCUAGAUUACGCCUACCUUAGUUUUGCUAUAAAAAAUGUAUGGUGUCAAAUUUCUUCUGGGGGUUAUUCUCAGAAGAAACUUCUACAGGUUGAUGUAUGGUACUGAAAACAAAACAAAAUUUGAUUUUUCGCACUGAUAUAAUGUGUGAAAGUAGGCUUUGUGGAUUUCAAAACCACAGUACCAUGGAAUGGUUUCACCUGUUUUAUUGCUUCCAGUAGAAUUGUUCCGACUAAACUGCAGUUUUGCUUUGCGAGCUGUAAAGGCUUUGCAAUUACUGAAUAUCCAAAACGUUGUCACAUGUAUUUAUAAACAAAAGAAAGUGCAAUGUUCAAAAGUUGACAAUACGUUAAUUGACGCGUGUGGUCCUUGCACCAUUAUGUGCUUUAUUAUUUUUACAGUUGGUGCAGACAACCUAUAAUUAUAGAAUCUCGUGAAUUCCACUUUCUUU
Molecule: messenger RNA, 2203 nt
Organism: Octopus bimaculoides (California two-spot octopus)
Lineage: Eukaryota; Metazoa; Mollusca; Cephalopoda; Octopoda; Octopodidae
Product: interleukin 17-like protein
Cellular component (GO): extracellular region
Molecular function (GO): cytokine activity
Source: RefSeq, a predicted model, not a curated record